Medicago truncatula (barrel medic) is the source of this 2792-nucleotide messenger RNA. Its product is annotated as zinc finger CCCH domain-containing protein 5. Gene Ontology annotation, biological process: mRNA splicing, via spliceosome. Gene Ontology annotation, cellular component: U2AF complex. NCBI's taxonomy places the organism in Eukaryota, Viridiplantae, Streptophyta, Magnoliopsida, Fabales, Fabaceae. The coding region runs from base 56 to 2350 and encodes 764 amino acids. The record is from RefSeq and is a predicted model, not a curated record. The transcript has 8 exons. Gene Ontology annotation, molecular function: RNA binding; metal ion binding.
GGGUGAAAAGUGAAAGGGUUAGGGAAAGUGGCAUGAAUCGAAAGAGAGAUUGGAGAUGUGGUCGAAUCGAAAGGAGAAGAGGAAGGCAUUGAAGAAAUUGAAGAGAAAGGAGAGAAGGAAAGAGAUUGCUGAGAAGGAACGUUUGGAGGAAGAAGCUCGAUUGAAUGAUCCUGAAGAGGAGAGAAAGAGGAUACUCUUGGAGCAGCAAGAGGCGGAGAGAAUCGAAAGGGAUAGAAUCGCUUUCGAAGAGAGGGAGAAAGCUUGGAUUAUCAAACAACAACAACAACGAGACCUAGAAGAAGAACAACAACAACUAUCUCAACGAGACCUAGAACAACAUGAAUCAGAAUUAGAAGAAGAAGAAGAAGAAGACGUUGAUGAUGACGACGAUGGUCGUCCGGAGAUUAUUUGGCUAGGAAAUGAAAUUAUCAUACAAAAGAAGAACCCCAAUCCCCUCCUUCUCCUCCACAACCACAACCACCACCACCACCACCACCACCACCAGGAGCAGCAUGAGCAUCAUGAUAAUAGACCUACAUCCAAUCCCUUUCCCCCGGAAUCUCCCUCUCAACCUCUGCACAAUGUUGCUCAACAACCACCUAAUUUCGGAACUGAACUGGAUAAAGCUCACUGUCCCUUUCAUCUUAAAACUGCAGCAUGUCGAUUUGGUGACCGAUGUAGCAGGGUCCAUUUCUACCCCGAUAAGUCCUGCACCCUUCUCAUCAAAAACAUGUACAAUGGUCCUGGACUUGCUUGGGAACAAGAUGAAGGCCUUGAGUAUACAGAUGAGGAGGUUGAACGCUGUUUUGAAGAGUUUUAUGAAGAUGUUCACACAGAGUUCCUGAAGUUUGGUGAAAUUGUGAACUUCAAGGUGUGUAAAAAUGGUUCAUUUCAUUUGCGAGGAAAUGUCUACGUACAGUAUAAGUUGUUGGAUUCUGCUCUGCUUGCUUAUAACUCAGUUAAUGGUCGCUACUUCGCUGGUAAACAGGUGAGCUGUAAAUUUGUUAAUUUAACAAGAUGGAAGGUUGCCAUUUGUGGCGAGUAUAUGAAAUCAGGUUACAAGACUUGUUCCCAUGGAACAGCUUGCAAUUUUAUCCACUGUUUCCGUAAUCCUGGCGGAGACUAUGAAUGGGCAGAUUCUGACAAACCACCCCCGAAAUUUUGGGUAAAGGAGAUGGUUGCUUUAUUUGGUCAUUCUGAUAAUUGUGAGAUGUCAAGGGUCCAUGGAAAUUUUAGUGCGCUGAAGCACUCCAGCAAUAUCCUAGAAACAGAUUCUGACAGGUAUCACUCAAGAAGAUCAAGAUCUAGGGAGAUGGGUCAAUUAUAUGGUGGUCGUUCUAGUAGAAGAAGACAGGAAGAUGAAAGAAAGCAGAGAACUCUUGAUGAGGAAUGGAAUACCAACUAUAAAGACAAUCAUAAAAGAAAAUACAGGAACAAAACUUCUGAUUCUGAUUCUGACAAGGAAGGGUUAGAAGAGGUAGAUAGGAAAAAGUAUCAUGAACACACUAGGAAAAGCUCAUUUAAUUGGAACAAGGAUGACAAUAGCAGAAGGCAUGAAGAGUAUUCUGAUGUGGAUAGGGUUACUAUAAACAGGGACAAUGAAAAGCCACAUGAUAGAAAAGGAAGGAACUCGCAAAAGUCGAACCGGGAUAGUAGGGACUGGAUUUAUGAGGCUGGAUGUGAUGAGGAUAGAGAUGGAGAUGGAAGAAAACACCAUAUUAGCCGAAGGAAAGGAUCAAGACAUCAGAGCAGGGACAACAGUAAUGUAACUGAUGAAUCUGAAUCUGACAAAGAUAGAGGCCAUGAAGAGUAUUCUGAUGUGGAUUGGGAUACUAUGAGUAGAGAGAAUGAAAAGCAGCAUGGCAGUAAUGGAAGGAACUCACAAAAGUGGAACAGGGAUAGUAGGUACCGGAUUUAUGAGGCUGGAUCAGAUGAGGAUAGACAUAGAAAAAGGCACCAUAGUAGCCAAAGGAAAGGAUCGAGACAUCGGAGCAGGGACAACAGUAAUGUAGCCGAUGAGUCUGAAUCUGACAAAGAUAGAGGACAUGAAAAGUAUUCUGAUGUGGAUUGGGAUACUAUGAGUAGGGACAAUGAAAAGCAGCAUGACAGCAAAGGAAAGAACUCACAAAAGAGGAAUGGAGAUAGUAAGUACCAGAUUGAUGAGGCUGGAUCAGAUGAGGAUAGACAUAGAAAAAAGCACCUUAGUAGCCAAAUGAAAGAAUCUAGACAUCAGAGUAGUGACAGCGGUUAUGGAAUUGAUGAAUCUGACAAAGAUAAAGGAGAGAUGGAAGCACAACAUGGUUACUCUAGGAAAAGCUCGAGACACAAAAGAUCUGGUCUUCAAUACUAAUGUGAAGACUAUGAGAACGAAAAUGACAAAGUUGAUGGGGGUUGGUCUCAUAGAGACAAUGACCGACGAGCACAUCAUCACAAAAAGAAGAGAUUGAAAUACCAGAAGAAAUUGGAUUCCACCAAUGGAGACAGUAAGAAUGUAAGUCACAAGAAUAGUGGAGAGUUGUCUAGCAAGAACCCAAGCGAAGACAGACAUGAACAAGGCAAAGGAAGUGACAGUCACUUAUAAUGUACUGAAGAUGACAAUGUACUGAAGAUUCUGAAUCUCAUUAUACUGAAAAUAUUCGUCUUGAUCUUAAUAGUCAUUGUCCAUGAGAUGUCUGUUUAGUGUUGAGACUUGAGUCUCUCCUUGUAAUCUCAAUGGAUAGAGUUUAAAUCUUUUCGGGAAUGUCAUUGUUUUCAAUUGAAUUAAUAAUAAUAACUUUAUCUUGAAAUAGUAA